GCGCGGCUGCUGGCCUCGGCCCCACCCCCGCGGUGGGUCCCGGCCCUGCUCGUCCCGGCCCUGCUCGUCCCGGCCAGGCUGGGAGCGCCGGCGCUCGCGGCUUCGAGCGGUGCGGCGGCGCGGGCCCAGCCUGGGCUUGGAGAGGACAGGCAGGGCGGACCUCGGGUCGGACCCGCCGCCCCUCACCCUGGGCCUGGGGCUUCCCCCCCGGCCCGGUUCUCGUGUCGCCACCACCCCUGGCCUCUCCCGCGAGCUCGGCGUCCCGGAGAGGAUUAACAUCCAGGGCAGCAGUGGGCUCCCUUUGUCCAAGGAGGUGGCCACCUGCAUGGGUAGCAGGGCCACAGGCUGGGGCAGUCCUGAUGGCAGAAGUGAGCAGGCAGGCUGGCUGACCGCAGGCAGCCUCUCAGCGCCAGCAUGAGCUCCCGGACCCCGCCUGCCAGGGGCUGGUUCAGCGCCCGCCCGCCCGCCUCUGAGCCUGACCUCGAGCCUCCCACAGACGGGCCAGCCACUGCAGCCACCACCCUCAGCCCAGAAGCCACCAGCUUUAAUGGCACCAGAAUGCCUGACGUGGGUGGCGGCACAGCCGGCGUGGGCACGAUGCUCCUGUCCUUCGGGAUCAUCACGGUGAUCGGCCUGGCCGUGGCCAUGGUUUUGUACAUCAGGAAGAAGAAGAGGCUGGAGAAGCUCCGCCACCAGCUCAUGCCCAUGUACAACUUCGACCCCACGGAGGAACAAGACGAGCUGGAGCAGGAGCUGCUGGAGCACGGGCGGGACAACGCCUCCGCGCCAGCCCCGCCGGGCAAGACCACCCUCCCGUCCCAGGGCCCGCUGCAGAGGCCCAGCCGGCUGGUGUUUGCCGACGUAGCCAAUGCCAUCCACGCGUGAGUGGCCCAGGGGCAGGCCUGGACCUCCAGUGAAGACACCUGCCUCCGCACCCACCGAGCGGCCUAUUCUCAGGACUUACCCUGCCGAGGCCCCGGCUGUCCCCUGCACCGCCUGCUGACUCUCCAGGCUGGGCCUCUGGCCCCUGACGUCCCCUGACGUAAGGGUCCCAGCGCAGAGGACGUUCCUCCUGCCAGGAAGGUCGAGAGCCACUGCUGGCUUCCCUACGUCCUACCCCGACCCCUCCCAUAGGGGCCUGCCCUCUGAUGUGGAGGGGAUGGGAGAGGCACAGGAUGGGAGAGGAGGGGAAGAGCGUUGGGAGAGGCCUGACCUCGGAAUCCGGAGCCUCCUCUGGGGUGGGAGAGGUAACCACCUAGGUCUCGGGGACAGAGUGUGGUGGCAGCUGAAACUACCCGGUGGGCAAGGAUGCUGGGAGGAGGGCCACUCACAGCCAAAGCAGGCCCAUGGUGCACAGGGUCCACGGGGUCUCCCGGCCACUGUGCCUUGGCAGCCAGCUGUCACAGGGCCCAAAGGAGGGUGGCAGCUGAGGGGGAAGGAGCAUGGAAGUCAGGGGACAGAGGCAGGGCCCAGACCCGUGGAAAGGCCUCUUGCACGUGCAUGAACCUGCCCACGCACAGCCGAGGGCCUGUCCCGGCACUGGGGGCAGGAGGCAGACCCUCUGCACUGGCUCCGCCCUCAAGUCGCCCAACACCCCAGGGUGUGUGGAGGGGUGCAGGGUGUCUUCAACAUUCAGGGGCUGACGGGAGAGGGCAGGAAAAAGCGCAGGAACCGCUGCCCCCUCGCCUCUUCACGGGGCGCUGAAAGCCAGGAACCUGCUUCUGCAAAGAGCUCCCUGUCUUGCCGGAUAGAUACAGGGGAUCUGGGGCGAGGGUGGGGGGUGGCUACUGGGCUGAGAGCUGAGGUCACAGGCUGUGGGCAGGCAGGGGAUGUUCUGACCGCCUAAAGUCGGGUGGGGAUGGCCCCUUAGGAAACAGACCUAAGAAACCUGGUCUGUUUUUCGAUCAUAACGCCCACCCACCCAGGGUCCACCCACUCCAUUCCUCUCAGGAAUUCCCCCGGUCCGGGGAUCUGGGCAAGGCCUUAGCCAAGCCAGCCCCCAGGAGCAGUCGGGGGUGCAUGCGCCGGGGUGUGCCCAGAAGCACCUCCCCGUGCCCGGCCUCGCCACUGCGCUGUCCUCCGCUGGUUGGAGGGGACGUGGGGGCGGCGAGUACUUGUCUUCUCUUGGGCAAAUACCACGUGUCAGGAUGUGAGGGCCUAGGUGGCCCACGUGGGGAAGAUUCUGGAUGUGUCCCCUCCUCUGGAUGCUAUAAAUAGGGUGUCACUUGAACGGACCGGAGGGCUGCGGGUAAUUUAGGAUGCACGGAAGCUGUGAUUUAACCCACAGCACCUUCUUGUGAGAGCAUUAAAGAUGUUAUU
This is a messenger RNA of Pteronotus mesoamericanus, 2319 nucleotides long. RefSeq names its product chromosome unknown C3orf18 homolog (gene CUNH3orf18). NCBI's taxonomy places the organism in Eukaryota, Metazoa, Chordata, Mammalia, Chiroptera, Mormoopidae. The record is from RefSeq and is a predicted model, not a curated record. The coding region runs from base 415 to 885 and encodes 156 amino acids. The transcript has 5 exons.